CUCCUCGGAUGAAGUCUGACUCAAACUCGUCAUGAGAUUUCACAAUCCACAAGUGACAUCCUACUGGUUCUAUUACCAUAACUUAUAAUUAAUUAUUUCAUUUUUUUGUCAUAAAGAAAAUAUAUUAUUAUUUUAUUAUUAAAUUUAUGUUUCUUAUUUCAUUUCUAUAAUUUUAUCUUAUUAUUUAAUAAUAUAUAUCAUGAUGGUUAGGUAAUUGCUGAUUAAAAUUAAUAAAAAUUAAUAUUACAUUAAUAAAAAUUUGUUUUAAAUUACUAAUGUAUUUUAUAACUAUUGUUAUAUUUUGUCAUUAUUUAGAAUUAUUUUUUUCACUUACUUUUAUCUACCAAGCAAGAUUGUAAUAAAAUAGAGUUUUGACAAUGAAAAUACCAAUUAUUUAAUCAUUUUAUCUAAUUAAAUAUCAUUAAAUAUAAAGCAUGAUAACAAAAUUUAUGUCCAUUCCUACUUUAUAUUAUUUUAAACAUUUGUGAAAUAAUUUGUUAAGGAAUUAAAAAGGAGCAAAAGAAAAUAAAACGUUAAUUAGGGAAUAAGUUGAAUAAAAACUAAUAGUUCGUGUUUUAUUAAUAUGUAAUUGAAGUUUAAAUAACGGAUGUGAAACUAAAUCGAGAUAUAUCGACAUAUUUAACAUGCCAACUUCGAGAGAAUUGAUCAGUCUUUCUUCCGUAAUCAUAAUCAGAAGAAAGAAGUAAUAAUGGCGGACACUGCUCCAGCCGCGCGUGGAGGUUUUCGUGGAGGAUUUGGUUCUCGUGGAGGAGGUGAUCGUGGAGGUCCAAGAGGUAGAGGUCGUGGAGGUAGAGGACGAGGUCGUGGUCGUGGACGUGGUAAAGAAGACAGUAAAGAAUGGAUUCCAGUGACUAAACUUGGACGUCUUGUUAGAGAUGGAAAAAUUGAAUCUUUGGAACAUAUUUACCUUUUUUCUUUACCAAUCAAAGAAUAUGAAAUUAUUGAUAAAUUUCUUGGUGUUGAAUUGAAAGAUGAAGUAUUAAAAAUUAUGCCUGUACAAAAACAGACUAGAGCUGGUCAACGUACACGUUUCAAGGCUUUUGUAGCUAUUGGUGACUACAAAGGUCAUAUUGGUUUAGGCGUAAAAUGUUCUAAGGAAGUAGCUACUGCUAUCCGUGGUGCUAUCAUUUUGGCUAAACUUUCAGUUGUGCCAGUACGCCGUGGUUAUUGGGGAAAUAAAAUUGGUGAUCCUCAUACAGUGCCCUGUAAAGUUACUGGCAAAUGUGGAUCAGUUCAGGUCCGUCUAAUUCCAGCACCAAGAGGUACAGGUAUUGUUUCAGCUCCUGUGCCUAAAAAACUAUUACAAAUGGCUGGUAUCGAGGAUUGCUAUACUUCAGCUAGAGGAUCCACAUGUACUCUUGGCAAUUUUGCUAAGGCUACUUAUGCAGCUAUUGCUAAGACUUAUGCAUAUUUAACACCAGAUCUCUGGCAUGAUCAAGCAUUAAGAAAAGCGCCAUAUCAAGAAUUCGCGGAUUAUUUAUCUAAGAAUCACAGAGUUGUGGGUGGACAGAGACCUGCUGAGGUUGUUUAAACAAUAAACCUCCAUGCAAAGUA
Messenger RNA from Apis cerana (Asiatic honeybee), 1575 nucleotides. It is a transcript of the gene RpS2, whose product is annotated as ribosomal protein S2. Gene Ontology annotation, molecular function: RNA binding; structural constituent of ribosome. Gene Ontology annotation, biological process: translation. Gene Ontology annotation, cellular component: ribosome; cytosolic small ribosomal subunit. The record is from RefSeq and is a predicted model, not a curated record. NCBI's taxonomy places the organism in Eukaryota, Metazoa, Arthropoda, Insecta, Hymenoptera, Apidae.